AUGAAGCUGAUUUUGAUCUUCAGUGCCCUCUUGGGGGCUUCCUUGUGCCUGGAAACUUUUGUUGGGCACCAGGUUCUCCGAAUCAAGCCAAAAAAUGAGGAUGAGGUGGCAAAGUUGCAGCUUUUGGAAUCUCUGGAACACCUUAAGCUUGACUUCUGGUUAAACCCCUCCUCUCCUGCCCUUCCUGUGGAUGUACGAAUCCCUGCUGACAACGUCCAAGCAGUGAAAGGCUUCCUGGAGUCCUAUGGGAUUGAGUACUCCAUCCUCAUUGAAGACCUGCAGGAUGUCCUUGAUCAAGAAAAGCAAGACAUGGCUGAAGGUCAACAAAUGGAACGCAGCAGCAACAGCUUCAACUAUGGAACCUACCACACUUUAGAUGAGAUCUAUGCAGAACUGGAUCACCUUGCAUCUGAGUACAGCAGCCUCAUCAGCAAGCACCAGAUUGGGAACUCCUAUGAGAAGAGGCCUUUGUAUGUGCUCAAGUUCAGCACUGGAGGAAGCAACCGACCUGCCAUCUGGCUGGAUGCUGGGAUCCAUUCCCGAGAGUGGGUGACCCAAGCCAGUGCCUUAUGGAUAGCUAAAAAGAUUGCCUCUGACUAUGGGAAGGAUGAAUCCAUCACCUCUCUGCUGAACAAAAUGGACAUUUUCCUGCUGGCAGUCUCAAACCCUGAUGGAUAUGUGUUCACCCACACCAAAGAUCGCAUGUGGCGGAAGACACGAUCCAAGAUUCCAGGCAGUCUGUGUUUUGGAGUGGAUCCAAACAGGAACUGGGAUGCAGGUUUUGGAGGUCCUGGAGCCAGUAGUUACCCCUGUUCUGAGUCUUACCGUGGGCCCAGGGCUGAGUCAGAGGUGGAAGUGAAAUCUGUGGUCAACUUUAUCAAGAAGCAUGGAAACAUCAAGGCCUUCCUCACCCUCCACAGCUACUCCCAGCUCCUGAUGUACCCCUAUGGCUACAAGUGCACUCAAGCAGCAGACUACGCCGAGCUGGAUGCCCUGGGAAAAGCUGCUGCCACCUCCCUCCGCUCCUUGUACGGCACCAACUUCAAAGUGGGGAGCAUCUGCACUACUAUCUACCAAGCCAGUGGAGGCAGCAUCGACUGGAGCUAUGACAAUGGCAUCAAAUACUCCUUUGCCUUCGAGCUGAGGGACACGGGGCGCUAUGGGUUCCUCCUGCCUGCCAAGCAGAUCAUCCCCACGGCUGAGGAGACCUGGCUGGGGCUGAAAACCAUCAUGGAGCACGUCCGAGACAACCCCUACUAG
Merops nubicus (carmine bee-eater) is the source of this 1260-nucleotide messenger RNA. It is a transcript of the gene CPA2, whose product is annotated as carboxypeptidase A2 (pancreatic). Gene Ontology annotation, biological process: proteolysis. The coding region runs from base 1 to 1260 and encodes 419 amino acids. NCBI's taxonomy places the organism in Eukaryota, Metazoa, Chordata, Aves, Coraciiformes, Meropidae. The record is from RefSeq and is a predicted model, not a curated record. Gene Ontology annotation, molecular function: zinc ion binding; metallocarboxypeptidase activity. The transcript is spliced from 11 exons.